Paralichthys olivaceus (Japanese flounder) is the source of this 3533-nucleotide messenger RNA. RefSeq names its product TBC1 domain family, member 13 (gene tbc1d13). Gene Ontology annotation, molecular function: GTPase activator activity. The record is from RefSeq and is a predicted model, not a curated record. NCBI's taxonomy places the organism in Eukaryota, Metazoa, Chordata, Actinopteri, Pleuronectiformes, Paralichthyidae. Gene Ontology annotation, biological process: activation of GTPase activity; intracellular protein transport.
GGAAGUGACGGCAGCAGGACUGCCCUGUGACUUCCGGUGUCCAGUAAUUCAGUUCUCCUGGAGACAGUCAGAGGAAAGUCCUCCGUGUGUCCAGACAUGUCCACAGCCUACAGGAACAGAAUACAGGAGUUCAAAGUCGCCUUGAGUGAAGAAAACAUUAACCUGAAGACUCUGAGGGAGCUCUGCUUCAAUGGAAUCCCAUUUGAAGGAGGAACACGAGCACUUUGCUGGAAGAUCCUUCUUAAUUACCUUCCCCUCGAUCAGACGUUAUGGGAGUCGUUCCUCAAGAAGCAGAGGGACGUCUACUCCCAGUUCUUAAAGGAAAUGAUCAUCCAGCCUGGUAUUGCCAAAGCAAACAUGGGCCUUUCCAGAGAGGAUGUGACCAUGGAGGAUCAUCCUCUAAAUCCAAACCCUGACAGCAGGUGGAACAACUACUUCAAAGAUAAUGAGAUUCUGCUCCAGAUCGACAAGGAUGUCAGGCGUCUGUACCCAGACAUGGCGUUUUUCCAACGUCCCACCGACUACCCCUGCCAACUCAUCCUGGAUCCUCAGAACGAUUAUGAGACGCUGCGCCGACGAGUUGAACAAACCACCCUGAAAGCUCAAACUGUGAACCGCAACCGCAGCGGAGUCACCAAUGUCAGCUCUCCUGGAAAGUCGUUGAACCUGUAUCCGUCUAACGAGUACGAGGUGCUGCCCAAUGGGAGUGAAGCACACUGGGAGGUGGUGGAGCGGAUCCUCUUCAUCUACGCCAAACUCAACCCCGGGAUCGCCUACGUGCAAGGCAUGAACGAGAUCGUCGGCCCAAUUUACUACACCUUUGCCACGGAUCCAAACAGUCAGUGGAAAGAGCACGCCGAGGCGGACACGUUCUUCUGCUUCACCAACCUGAUGUCGGAGAACAGAGACAACUUCAUCAAGAGCCUGGACGACUCGCAGUGCGGCAUCACCUACAAAAUGGAGAGUGUGUACUCCAUGCUCAAAGACAAAGACCUGGAGCUCUAUCUCAAACUGGAAGAGCAGAACAUCAAACCUCAGUAUUUCACUUUCCGCUGGCUGACCCUGUUGUUGUCUCAGGAGUUCCUCCUGCCAGACGUCAUCCGCAUCUGGGACACCCUGUUUUCUGACGAGGGCCGAUUCCACUUCCUCAUCCUGGUCUGCUGCGCUAUGCUCAUACUCAUCAGAGACAAUUUACUGGCAGGAGACUUCACAGUCAAUAUGAGAUUACUGCAGGAUUACCCCAUCUCAGACGUCCACAUCGUCUUGACGAAGGCCAAAGAUCUGCAGGAGAACUCCUAACCUGUUCCCUCUGGUCCUCCUGCCUCCUCUCAGCUGUGGUAGGUGGGAGCUCGAGCAUUAAAACUUGAUCAGUGACGACAGAUGCUCCCUGCUUCUUGACUCGAUGUGUGGUGAGCAGGGGCCGCUGUGAAAACCUGGAGGACACGUUGAAAAGAAACUAUUGCUUCCUCAAAAGGAGGAGGAGAUGCCACUUUCUUCUUGAUGCAUUAUGGGAAAAGGUUGCCUUGGUACGCGGUGGUCGUCCUCUCGCAGCCUCCUCUCCCACAGAACGGUGUCGAGAUCUGACGAUGGUGUUUGCGCUGAACAUCUGAGGGAGAGGAAGCAACGUUGAACCUGCAUCACUGAUGUUGGAACUGAAGCCACGACCAGAAUCCUGCUGCGAUCACGCUUUCUGUCUGACUGAGCGUUUAACUCAACAGUGCAUGUUUGUUUUUUUCAUUUUCAAGAGCGGAACCUUUUUAAUGUACGAAACAUGUUUGCCUUAUCAGUUCACCAAUGUGAAACAGGAAGCGUGGUUCCUGGCUAAAUAUGAGUAAAUAUGAAGUGAAGGGUCUGUGGCAUAAGCAACCGUCUGAAAAUCAUUAUUGUCUGAGUGUUAUGUCUCUAAAAUCAGUGACUGUGCGUAAAGAUGGACGACGCUGAUGCUCAGUUAUCUGUGUACUAGUGGAGAAGAGUCAGGCCACAGUUCCAGGGCACAUGAAGUAUUUCUCAUAUGUAGAAUUUUUCUAAUCAUUUUUGUAAACAGAGGUGAGAUGGGGCAUUAGAAGCUCUUUUUCCUUUCUGACUUUUCUGCUCCGGAAGAUCGACUCCUCUGAAUAUUUACACACUGUUGAAACGUCGUCUGUAAUUCUGAGGGUUCAGUGUGUGGAAGCUGUGACAUCACAAACGUGUCAGUACAGUGGUUUCAAAAUGUUUUAAUAAGCUGCUCAAAAACACAUUUAUCUGUGAGAGUGUGUGCUCUUUCAAUUUAAACUCUAAUUUCUGCAAACUACAUUUCAAUGAGACACAACGGGCUCAUUUCAAGUUGAAGAUUUUAAUUAAUGUCAUGACUGUAAAAUGUCUUCGUGCUCUAACGGUCAGAAUCAUGUUCCUCAGACUGUCCAUUGCUGCAGCUCCUCUUUUCAGUCUCUGUCUCAAACUCUUGGUUUUAGCUCCUGUCUCUGUAACACCCCCCCCCUCCUGCUCUGAUUGGUCAGCUGGUUCUCUCUGUUGUGAUUGGUCAACCGCUUCAUGCUCGUGUAGGAACGAAGGUUUAAACGACACACAGCCACGCGUCCAGUUUCUGUUGAACUCUGCGUGUGGAUCCUUCGUUGCUCAGGAGCGGAUGGACGCAUUUGAAGGAGCCUUCGAUACGAGACAGUCCGGUCGCAGCGCUGUGACGUCAUCUUCGGACGCAGCGUCUGGAGGACACGACUCCUGAUGUGAGACACGGCUGUUGUGUAGAAACGCAUAGAGACUCCUCCCGUGUUGUGUUCAGGUUCAUCAUGUUUGCUUUACUCGUCCGUCAGAUGUGUCCAGAAUUUAACCGAUCUCAAGCUCAGAAUGUCCGGGAGCAACACCGUGGCCUCAGGACGACGCAGUGUUGGAGUCACUGAAAGAAAUCUGAGGAUCGGUGAUGAUUUGAUUCUGUCCUUUUAUAAGAUGAUGAAUUCAGAAGAUCGGUCUCUGUGUUAACAUGAGGAACGUGCAGCAUCUUUUUAAGUUAAACUUUAAGUUUCACAAAUAAGCAUUUACUUAAGAACUUUAUCUUUUCUUUUUCUUGCUUGUUCUAAAAUCUUCGCUCUUCACAUUACGACUUUGUUCUUGUUUUAUUGUAUGAGACAGAUUCCUCAGCAGGACCCUGACCCUGACCGCAGGUUGACCCUGGUUCCAUGACCACAACCUUUCAGGUUUAUUUUCAUCCAAACACUGAUGAAGUCCAGAAUCUUCACUUUAAAAUGACAAACAAACGUUUUACGAUGAAAACAGACAUUUUUGCUUUUGAACAUAUUUUUAAUUUAAUCUUGUUCUUGAUUGUUGAGUUGAAUAUUAUCUAAGUGUUUUUAAUUAACAUUAAUCCUCACGUUCCUCUUUUCGAUGUGUAUUUAUUUCUCUGCUGACGCUGUGUGAGGGUUACGAUAUUCUGUCUUCUGCUAUUUGCAUGGUUCCAGUUUUGUAAACACAUUUUGUAAUGUCUCCGGUGUUAAGACUUGUAUAUAUGUUUUUACAUGUCUGCAUUAAAAUGAACGAUGAUA